AUGGCGCCGUUGACAAAUCGUCGUCGUGCGCGUCGCAAGGAAAUUCAACUGCAGGAAACAUCCGAUGCAGAGAUGCCUGACUCGUCACCUACUCGUCCGUCCGCUAAGAAGCGCAAGAUUUCCAACGAUUCUCUUCGAACCGCCGUCAAACAAGAACAGGAAUCCGCCGAUGAAGCUGAGGACUCCGGGGCAGAGGACCUCCACCUCGUCAUCUCAUAUCUGAGUGCCCCACCUGAGGAGCUGCGCGUUGCGCAAGACCACUCCAACGAUAAGACACAAAAUCAGCACACUAUCACAGCAUACGCCAAGAUCGCUGGUCGCGGCUGGACUUAUUACGUCAAAUCAUCACAUAUCAACAUCGGACGAGAGCCGGAUCGUGAGUCGAAAAAUCAUGAACAAUCCAGCCCCAUAGCCGUGGCGGCUCGUGCACUGCCUGAAGUGGACCUGGACUUGGGACCCAGUAAGUUUGUUUCUCGUCUGCAUGCUGAGAUCUUCUACGGCCGCAAUGAUGAGACACCUGCUUGGCAUGUUCGAGUGAAUGGCCGCAACGGAGUGCGUCUGAACAACAUGAUUCUCAAGCGCGGUGGCGACGCAGUUCUUCGCUGUGGAGAUAUUAUCGAAAUCGCCAAUAGUCAAAUGGUCUUCCUCACUCCCUGCGACGAACCCAGCAUACACCCCACCUUCAUUGAACGCGCAAAGCGUAUCGCUCGCGGAGACGAACCGGACCCGGUUACCACCGCUUGGGACCAUUCACAGCAUGCCCAUCCCCAGAAUUCACAGGCAACUGAGCCGCGCCCCUCUUCGUCUGGUGGACCUUCACUGGCGCCGGCUCCUAACUUUCUUAAACAGCGCAAUGUCACCCCGCCACCUCGCUCUCCUGAUACCGUCGGUGCACGUACGUCUAAGCAGUCACCGCUUUACAACCGCGGUAUGAUGAUGGAAAGCACAGAGGAGAUCGACUAUAGCCUGGAUGCCAACAAGGAUCUCAAGCCCCCCUACAGCUAUGCUGUGAUGAUCACCCAGGCUAUCUUCUCCAACGAGGAGGAGAAACUCACUUUGAACAGCAUUUACAGUUGGAUUAUGGCACGUUACGCCUUUUAUCGUCAUUCAACCAGCGGCUGGCAGAAUUCGAUCCGUCACAAUCUGUCCUUGAACAAGGCAUUCGUCAAGGUUCCUCGCCGCACGGAUGAACCUGGAAAGGGCAUGAAAUGGAUGAUUGCUCCCGAGUCCCGCGACGAAUUUCUCAAGAAGCAAACUCGCCGGGGUUGUCACCACUCCUCUGCACCAUCCUCGCCUGCAACCAAGGAACCCCCUUCCUCGGCCCGCCAUGUUCACAUUGCACCCUUGAACACCUCAUUCACGGCUGCUGCCCGCAAGUCUCCCCCUGUCUCAUCGCCUGGCUUCAGCUCAUUCCCUGUAGCUCCUGUAGAAGCAUACACUCCUGAGCGUGGCUCCCGGCUCGGUCGUGGCGUUGGCUCGGACCACCCGUUGCGCCAUAUGGAUCCCCAGGAUUAUGAAGAACCGUCCCCUCUUCCGGCCCGCACUCACAGCAACGUUAGUUCGGCCAAGGCACAGAACAGCACCAACAACCUCAGCCGCGCCUACGGUCUGUCAGACAACAUUCAAGGCUCACCUCCGACUAUCUCAUCGUCCUAUUACGACGAUGGUCCCACAUCAAUGAUCACUCCCGCCCCGCGCCGCCAGCAGCCUCGUCUUCCACCUCCAAGCACUGCUCAGAUCCCCUCAAAGUUUAUGCCGAUGAGCUCCCCAGCCCAAUUCUGGAAGUUUGCCGACAUAGGUAGCACCCCUGCGCGCCCCAUCCCGGACAUGAGUCCUCUCAAGCGCGAAGCUGAUGACCGCCUGAAUGGAGGUUGCAUGAGUAGCAGCCCGCCCCCGCCCAACCUAGUCAGCCCUAGCAAGCCGGGAACGUUGAACGGUCUCAACCCCAGCCGUAAACUGCCUCCAUUGCAAUCCCCCCAGUCUCUUCCUCAUUCCCAGUCUGACCGCGGAAACACCUCGACCAGCGUGGCUAAGAAUGACGAGGAACCGGAGCAUGAUGGAGGUGAAGGGUUUGAUCUGGCUCGGGGUUUCCAACCUAUUGGCUCAUACCACCAGCAGUUGAGCAAUGCUGCUCGCGCAGCCGCCACUUAG
Molecule: messenger RNA, 2151 nt
Organism: Penicillium taxi
Lineage: Eukaryota; Fungi; Ascomycota; Eurotiomycetes; Eurotiales; Aspergillaceae
Product: putative forkhead transcription factor Fkh1/2
Exons: 3
Coding region: 1-2151 (716 amino acids)
Biological process (GO): regulation of transcription by RNA polymerase II
Molecular function (GO): protein binding; RNA polymerase II cis-regulatory region sequence-specific DNA binding; DNA-binding transcription factor activity, RNA polymerase II-specific
Source: RefSeq, a predicted model, not a curated record